AUGACCGAUAAACACCCCAAACAACCUGUUACUGUUCAAGAUGUAUUUGUAUCAGCAAUAACAUCAUCUCUUGCUCCAAGUUCUCCUAAGGGAGAUCCUAAUUCCUCUCCUCAAAUACCUUUUGAUGAUGAUGAUUCAUAUGUAGCACCAUUUUCUCUACAUAUCUUGACACAGAAUUUUAAAAAGAUAUCUUCUAGAAUUGGAAUCUUGUUUCAAAUUAAAGAUAAUCUAACAUCAAUAUUUCAUUGGGAAAAUCCCUAUAAAACUUUCUCAUUUUUAUGUAUUUACACGUUAAUAUGUAUGAACCCAUUUCUUAUUGUUAUGAUACCAUCUGCAGUACUUAUAUUUGGGUUUCUUUUACCAUCUUAUGAGACUCGCUAUCCAGAUCCUUAUUCAGAUAUUAUUUCAUUAAAUAAUAAAGAUAUUACAGCAUCUAAGAAAUCUAAUACAAAUGGGAAAUCAUCAGAGGCAAAGGAUUUUACUCUUAAUAUAAGAAAUAUUCAGAAUUCUAUGUCAGAAUAUACACAAUUUUAUGAUUUAGUUUAUGGGUUUCUUUUAAAAUACACUAGUUUUAAUGAUGAUAAAUUAAGUUCGACUGUUUUUCUUUUUUGUAUUAUUAUAUCUCUAUUUCUUAUGAUAUUUUCUCAUUGGAUUUCUUUGCGCUUAAUAUUUCUAUUGUUUGGAUGGAUUUCAGUUUUAUCUAUAAAUACUAAUGUGCAAAAAGCUAUCAGGACUUUAAUUGAAGAAUAUAAAAAAAAUAAACUACAUCUUGAAUCAAAUUUAUUUUUUAACUUUGAUUAUAUACACAAUUGGAUAAAUUAUAAUUAUAUAGCACCAGAAAUUCAGAAAAAAGCUGUUUUUGUGGAGAUAUUUGAAUUUGAAUUAAAAACAGAUCAAAAAAAUGAGAAACUUAUUUAUUAUUCAUCAAAUCCUUAUGCAGUACCACCUAACAAAACAUCUACACCUGCAGAAGAAGGAUUGAGGGAACUUUUAUAUGAUGAUUCUUCUAUUACUGGAUCUAUAAAUUGUAUUUAUCCCCCAGAAGGCUACAAAUUUGAAAAAAAUAGUUUUUGGAAAGUAGACGAUAGUAAUUCAGAAAAUUUAUCUUUUAAUUUGAAUCAUAAGGAUUGGCGUAGAAGAAAACUCAGGAGAGAAGUGGUUUUAUCAUAAUAGGUUUUUUUUUUUUAU
Messenger RNA from Pneumocystis carinii B80, 1188 nucleotides. RefSeq lists its product as hypothetical. The record is from RefSeq and is a predicted model, not a curated record. Gene Ontology annotation, biological process: peroxisome organization. The coding region runs from base 1 to 1170 and encodes 389 amino acids. NCBI's taxonomy places the organism in Eukaryota, Fungi, Ascomycota, Pneumocystomycetes, Pneumocystales, Pneumocystaceae. Gene Ontology annotation, cellular component: peroxisomal membrane. The transcript has 3 exons.